AUGCAGGGACAAAACAAACAGAAGCAAGCCGACACCACGGCACCGGCGCCGGAGCCGUCUGUCGCCGAAGACAGCAAUGAUAAGAAGGGCGGUGACUUUGCCUCGACGACGAGCAGCAGUAUAGCUCCGAUCACAAGCCACGCCGAGCCCUCGAUGGACUUGGAGUUUGACAUUGAUGAGUCUACGACAGGCUUGGGCUUGGAUGACGAGUUCGACUAUGACCAAAGUGCUCUUUUGGGCAUGUCAUCGUCAGUCUCGUCCAUGUUUGGGUCGAUGGGAACGCACAGCCGCUCCAUGAGCCUCGACAAUAAGCCGGGAGACACAAACUCAACCAAGGUAAGGCCAUUCCGCUAUUGCAGAUACUGGAUGUCCGCCAUCAGCAGCCCAUAUCGCGGGCCAUCAACAUUUGACACAUCCGACAUGUUCAAGGGAGCAUGCGGCACUGGCCCUGCCGUCACGCACCAGCCGAGCCUGACGCCGAUUGACCCAGCACUUGCCGGGCUUUUCCAAACUGGCUCGGGCCCGUCAUCCGCCGAGCCGAGCUCCAGCUCGACGGUGACCUCCGGCUGGCCAUCCUCGACGGCUCCGGUCUCCACCCCAAUGUGCUCGUGCAUUCAACUGCACGCCCGCUUGGUCUAUGACCUGGGCACCUUGCUACAUGACAAGGCGACUGAUGUCGAGCGCAUUCUCACGGGCGUCCAGCUAGCCCAGGGGCCCUGGCAGGCACUGCUGCAAUGCCCUUGGGGCCGCUACUGUGAUAACCAUAAGGAAGCCUUCCUUCUGUUUAGCCUGAGUGUGCGUAUCCUGCUUUCGUCGCUGCAAAAGGUGCAGUCGGGUGUCAAGGCCCUCUCGCAACCUGGCUCUUCGGAGCGCGGCCCAGCGCCGAUGGAUGUUGGUCUCGGAAGCUUGGCCGCGUCCUCACUGGCGUUGUCGGGCGACCUCGACGGGACGAGAGUCUCUGUCGGAGGGUUUGAGGUCACUGGGGAGACUAAGCUGGAGGUCAUCUCGGUGCUGAUUAAGGGUGCGCUGGAGUCGAUACUCUCAACCGUAUCGAACCAGCAGGAUACCAGCGGCACUAUGCCGGUUGAUGCGAGCACGAUGGGCUCGUUACCCCCAUACUUGGUCAACAUGGCUAUGCUGGGCGGUGGUAGCGAUAGCGAGAAAGGGGCAUCAGAGUCUCCGAUCAGUGCGCGCACCUCGGUCUCGACCGAAGCGACGCAGCUAUCGUCGCAACUCUUCAGCAUGUCUCAUCUACAUCAAACACCGGAUGCUGGGACUGCGCACAUUGACGCUGCAGCAAAUGAUAUCCAGGCGCUGCUCAACCAGCUUACUAGGGGAUAA
This is a messenger RNA of Thyridium curvatum, 1341 nucleotides long. RefSeq lists its product as uncharacterized. Lineage: Eukaryota; Fungi; Ascomycota; Sordariomycetes; Thyridiales; Thyridiaceae. The record is from RefSeq and is a predicted model, not a curated record. The transcript is spliced from 2 exons. Bases 1 to 1341 code for a protein of 446 amino acids.